AUGCUCACCGAACAAGCAGCAGACAGUAGUACAUCAUCAGGUCCAGCUGUAUCGAGUAAAGUCGUGAUGCUUGAGACCACGGAUAGGUCCCAAAUUGCAGUUCCAACGUCUGAUCUUAUGGCUUGCACCGAGUUAUUGCCAUUGAUCAAACCAAAUGAAGUUAUAAAGGUCCCGCAUAUCAGCUCACAGAUCUUUUCAAUGGUAUUGGCAUACUUGCGUCAUCACAAGGGUGACACUUUUGACGCUACCAAUGUCACUCUAGAAGAUGCACGCGAUGCAGAAAUGAUCAACAUGAACAAUAACGAUCUAUUGCAAAUGACUAUGGCUGCUGAUAUCCUUGGAACUGAGCAGCUCAUGGCAUUCUUGAACAAACUCAUGGGCAAACGAAUGGAAGGAAAGACUGAAGAUGAAAUCCGUAGUAUGUUUGAUAUCGCUUCCAUCGGCAAAACCGAUGAAGACGCUGGCGCUGAGGGUGUAGAAGGCGGAGAUGAGGACUAUGAAGAAAUGGAUGAUGAUGAAGAGGAAGAGGAGGGUGAUGUAAUGGAUACUGAUGAAAAAGUAGACGAGGUAGCUAAAUAA
This is a messenger RNA of Synchytrium microbalum, 579 nucleotides long. RefSeq lists its product as uncharacterized. The transcript is spliced from 3 exons. Gene Ontology annotation, cellular component: nucleus; cytoplasm. The record is from RefSeq and is a predicted model, not a curated record. Gene Ontology annotation, molecular function: cullin family protein binding. Lineage: Eukaryota; Fungi; Chytridiomycota; Chytridiomycetes; Synchytriales; Synchytriaceae. The coding region runs from base 1 to 579 and encodes 192 amino acids. Gene Ontology annotation, biological process: SCF-dependent proteasomal ubiquitin-dependent protein catabolic process.